Molecule: messenger RNA, 2111 nt
Organism: Anneissia japonica
Lineage: Eukaryota; Metazoa; Echinodermata; Crinoidea; Comatulida; Comatulidae
Product: ras-related protein Rab-31-like
Exons: 6
Coding region: 342-1025 (227 amino acids)
Molecular function (GO): GTPase activity; GTP binding
Source: RefSeq, a predicted model, not a curated record
CAACAGGUAAAGCUAAGUAACAAGUACAUCCUAUUCCUAAUCAACUGCCUGCGACAAGUGUGGUGAUGUCUAGGCUAUCCAAUGUGCUAUUAUUUUUAUGUGUACAGUAUUUCUGCAAGCAGUAAUUAUUCAGAUUUAUAUUGAAAACUAAGUAUAUACUGUGUGAUACUGAGUGAGAAACCUUAAGCUUGUUAUGUGGCGUUAGAGUCCUUGUAUCUCGCACAUGGGGUCAUUGGUACCUCACAACUGGAACUCCUGCUACUGCUGAGAUUUCCAGAGGCUCUUUCGUACGAGAAGUGCCUUGGCAGAUAACUUUCACAGUGCAUAAAAACAACGAAAUUAUGAAAUUAUUGGAAGCCAAAGUUGUUGUUCUCGGUCAACAAGGAGUUGGCAAGACCAGCAUUGUUGUACGGUAUGUUGGGAAGAUAUUCAGUAAUGCAGUUGCCCCAACCAUAGGUGCUUCGUAUUUUACUUUCAAAAUGACUGUCGACAAUUAUAGAGUGAAACUGCAGUUAUGGGACACGGCGGGGCAGGAGCGGUUCCGCUCAAUGGCCCCAAUGUACUACAGAAAAACCAACGCCGCUUUUCUUGUUUAUGAUGUGACAUCGUACGCCUCCUUUGAAAACAUCAAGACAUGGGUCGAAGAAUUGAAGAUGAAUGUUGAUAGUGAUAUAGUCAUGUGUGUUCUCGGAAACAAAUGUGAUCUGAAAGAUGCUCGAAAAGUCCCAAAACAUGAAGCACUAAAUUAUGCUGCGUCUAUAGGGGCGCUGUUCUUUGAAACAUCUGCAAUGACAAAUGAAGGGAUACAGGAAGCAUUUUUACGGAUGUCAUUGACAUUAAUUUCGUUGUGUGAGACUUCACCACAUUGUGGUCUUACGAUUAAACCGUAUGACGAUCGCCGACGAUCUGAAGACAUCCCAGCACUUCCCGCAAACCUUCGUUUGGCUUUGGAGAAGAAAGCACAAGAAGCUAUUGCAGAGCAGGACUAUGAAUCCGAAAAGAACUCUUGUUGUAAGACUUCUUGAAAAAGGCCAAAACCUAUAUGGAUUGUCGUCAGGGAAUGUGAGCUCGAUACUAUGCUAUAGUAACAUAAUUUGCUUUACGAUCUUCAUCGGUUUACAGUACGUUCACACAAUUAUCCUGUUGAUUAUCACGGAAACUAGAGUGCGCGAUGGCAUGGCAACAGAUUUUUUUUUCUCAGUUUUUUUACCUCAAUUCUUCUCUUCCUUUUUCCUAUCGUAAGUGUUUUUUUUUUGGUUUUAUAUUUGUUUUUUUGUUUUUUUUUUAAAUUUUUUUUUUUAAUAAGGCCAGAUCAGAGCCAGAAGCUAACUGAAGGUGAUCGAUCAGGUUUUGUAUUCGAUUGGGCCGUUGAACCCGGAUUUAGAUAAUGUCAGGUCACAACCAUGAGGUGUAGGCUUCAAUACCUUAUCCAAACCUCUGCCCAGACGAUGAUACGCAAAACACCUUAGGUGGAAUUGUGGAUGCAAUGAGCCCGCAUAAAGUUGUUCCAACAGUUACUAUAUUUCACCAUGGAUGCAACAUCAGAUUUCAACAAGUCGUAACUGCUUGGUUGUAGAAUCAUUUUUACAAUAAAUUACUUAAUGAAAAUCAAGUAAUUUGGCUGCCAAAGUCUUAUUGACACUUGAGAAAGAAGGCACUUGUUUUGCAGUUAUAUACUACAAAUCAACAAGCAUGUAAUAAUAUGGUUUCGAUGGUGUAUACGAAAAUAAUAGAGAAACAUUGUACUUUUUCUAUUAUUAUUAUUGUUGUUAUUAAUAUUUAAAAAACAAAACGUUUUAAUAUUAAUGAAAACCUGCAGAGAAUAUUAUAAUUGCAUUGAACAACAUAGCAUGUUUGAAAGGUUUAUGUACCAGCAGGGACGUAGCCAGGAUUUUGAAAGGGGAGAGCCGCUAUGCGAGGUACGUAGUACUGUGCGGGGGUGGGGUGUUCCCUUCAUACGGCUGGGGGACGCCAAGGACCCUGGUGGGGUCCAGGGGGCUAAGCCCCCUCGGAGGUAGCGCACUCUGAACGUUUAAUGACUGUUUUGAGAGGAUAAAGUGAAAAUUGCAAUAGACGCAUCAUAAAUGAUAUUAGUAAGCCUAACAAUAACU